This is a messenger RNA of Aspergillus melleus, 2626 nucleotides long. RefSeq lists its product as uncharacterized. The record is from RefSeq and is a predicted model, not a curated record. The transcript has a single exon. Lineage: Eukaryota; Fungi; Ascomycota; Eurotiomycetes; Eurotiales; Aspergillaceae. The coding region runs from base 1 to 2145 and encodes 714 amino acids.
AUGGCGGAUAGAAGAAGCUCUCCAGAUUACAAGGCUCUCUACCUAGAGGCUAUCGCUCGCACGCAGGAGAUCAACACUCGCACGCAGGAGAUCAACACUCGCACGCAGGAGAUCAACGCUCGCACGCAGAAGAUCAACGCUCGCACGCAGAAGAUUAAAGAUCGAACUCUAGAGGACGAAGCGCAACUGUCACAUACUAUCUUUGUAGGGCUCCUACGUCAUUGUUGCAGCCUCUCUCGUUCGUUGAAAGUCGAGAUACCUUCUCGCUCCACAGCCGGACAAAUACCUACACCCACGGGCAAAUACUGCCCGACUCGAUUAGAAUAUUGGACCGACUGCUCAAGACAACUCUCGGAAAUUAACAGCUCCGUCUCCAGGUACUUUCACUCGGAGGACGGAGAAGCGCUUCGACUGUUCCCGUCAAUGAGUGAAUUAACCGGCAUAGGCCAACGCCUUGUUCGCGAUCCCCUCAGCAGCGAGCGGCAACUCGAGGCCUACGAGCGGUUUGCUGUGGAAGACCAUGUCCAAGACGUAAUCACCGAGUUGUGCAAACUCCCAGCCGCUCGAAUUGAGUUCGGCCUCGGUGAUGGGAUCCAAUUCAAAAGCCAUGCAAAUAUCUUGCAAGAGAACGAAGAAGCUACUGAGGGGGGUUACUCGCGGCCUGACCAAUUCUGUAUUCACCGUGUUGACGGCAUCACCACUUCUCCUCUUACCUCCAUUCAGUACAAGCCGCCUCAUAAACUUGCUGCUGCUGCCCUGCGCAUGAGUCUUCGGCCAAGAGACUUGUGGAAGGACAUGGUUAGGUCCACUGAAAUUCCCACAGACCAGGAAGCGCGGUUGAAGCGCAACGCAGAACGGCUGGCCUGCUCCGCUAUCGUUCAAGAGUACCAUGUGAUGAUUCAGGAGGGCCUGGAAUAUUCCUAUGUGACAAAUGGAAUAACCAGAGUUCUACUUCGUGUUCCGCGUGACAAGCCAAGCACGCUUUACUACUUUUGCUGUGAUCUGAACAGCGAAGUGGACUUAGAUAGGGAAUCUAUCUCAGAGCUAUCAAAGACCUCGAUCGCACAGGUGACAUGCCUUUAUUUAAUGGCCUUUCGUUCAUCUCUUCGAGACCAAGAAUGGAGGAACCGUGUGCGCCAGGAUAUUCCCAUUUGGCAGACAAGCUUUGAGCACAUACGUUCGCAGAUUUCGAAGGAAGAGUUACAGCAGAUUCUCCACUUCGAUGACACAGACCCUGGUUUUCCGGGUCCCGAGUCUGGCCCACUUUAUGAACCAUCACCACCACCACCGCCACUAUCUCCAUCAGAUGGAAACCAGGUGUAUCAAGUCAGCUGUGUACCCUCAGAUGUCCGACAACGCUCGCGGUCUCCAGAAUCUUCCGGCUCCGAUACAAAUCGAGAAAUUGGUCAGAAACGGAGAGAGAGUCAAGUCAUCCCGUCGCCGUCCGCGCAGUUCUGUACUCAAGGAUGCUUACACGGUUUGCAGUCUAGGGGUGGUUUGGACGACCUUUGCCCAAAUGUGGCGAAUCAUCGUAGGGGUCACGAUAACCUUACUCAACAUCUCAUAUCUUCACAGGACUUGCUAAACAAGUUAAAAGCCCAGCUCGACGAGAAUGUAGACCGUUGUAUACCCUAUGGCAGGUGUGGCUCGUACGGCGCCCCGUUCAAGCUCACCUGCAUGGAAUAUGGUUACACUGUAAUUGGCAAAGGUACUACGUCUGGGCUGUGGAACGAAGUCUCUCGCGAAGCGCAGGUUUAUCGGAUCCUCCGGAAGGCCCAGGGGUCCGCCGUCCCAAUUUUCCUAGGGUUGAUUGACUUGGCAAAAGUCUACUUCCUCCAUGGGGCCGGAGAGAUCCGUCACAUGCUGGUCAUGGGCUGGGGAGGGGAAUGUACAGGGACGAUGGAGCUCACGCAAGAGCUUCGCCGCGCCAUCCGCAAAUCCGACAAGGAAAUUCAGGCCCUGAGGAUAGUACAUGGGGAUCUCAGGCGAGACAAUGUUCUCUGGAAUGAAGAGCUCGGGCGUGCGUUGAUCAUUGACUUUCAUCGCUGUACUUUGAAAUCCAAGCCCACUCUGCAGCGGCCACGGGCGACGAAACGACCACAAUGUCGAGCAGACACAGAAGAUUCAAAACGUCUUCGUCCAUAAUGAGUUAGGUAGUGUGAUGCCGCUCAGAGACGAUCCACCGAUAUAAAUCAUAAACACAUUUGAGGCAUACCUCUCAGGAUAGAGAUCUCUUUCGUUAUCAUGGGAAUAUUGUGAAUAAGCUCAAUGCGUUAUAGUCAAUCAAUGAAAUGAAAUCUUGAGCUGACACAAGGCUUCAGCUAGAGUCAACCGGGCGUGAACAUUCUGAGUCGAUAUAUAUCGCAAUUUCUUACGCGUGCUAGAGAGCGCCGAGCUUGAUUUGAACAGUAUAAAAACGAUUUCUCGAAGGCCCAACAUACCUAAUCGGGUCAAAGAUAAUUUGUUAGACCAGAGAUGUUCGAGUCCUGUCUUCAGUGUUGUCCUCUGCGAAUGCAAAUGUCGGCAUGGAAGGACUUUUCCGAGUGACAAGAAUGGCAAGGGGUCAAAUGUCAAAGGGCAAAAAUUUCACAACAUUUCUAAUAUAGCUACGUGGUAUAAAUUGUAC